Hordeum vulgare subsp. vulgare (domesticated barley) is the source of this 1861-nucleotide messenger RNA. RefSeq names its product tRNA (adenine(58)-N(1))-methyltransferase non-catalytic subunit trm6-like. Gene Ontology annotation, cellular component: nucleus; tRNA (m1A) methyltransferase complex. The record is from RefSeq and is a predicted model, not a curated record. Gene Ontology annotation, biological process: tRNA methylation. Lineage: Eukaryota; Viridiplantae; Streptophyta; Magnoliopsida; Poales; Poaceae.
CGUCUGGUUCCGUCUCCCCGUCCCGAACUCGGCGACUCCAAUGGCGCCGCCGACGCCGACGGCGGUGAUACCGCGGGAGGCGUGGGAGGGGUGCAGCGUGCUCCUCGACAUCAACGACGGCGACCGCCUCGCCUUCUUCCGCCUCACCCCCGGCGCGACGGUGAAGAUAGGUGACAAGAGCUGCUCGCUGCAGCCGCUGCUCGGCCGCCCCUUCGGCUCCCUCUUCCGCCUCGGCCCCGACGGCCUCCUCCCCUGCAACACCGCCGCCCCCGACGCGCCGUCCCAAGAUGACAAGCCGCGAGACGCUGGCCAGGCGCAGGACGAGACCAGGGACAAUAGGUCCCUGGUCGACAACAACACCGCGCAGACGCUGUCCAGCGAGGACAUCGACACGAUGAAGCGGGAUGGUGCUAGCGGCAACGCGAUCGUGGAGGCUUUGAUAGCAAACAGCUCCACAUUUGGAAAUAAGACCGUGUUCUCGCAGGAGAAAUACAAGCUCAAGAAACAAAAGAAAUAUGCGCCUAAAGUGCUUUUGCGACGCCCUUCUAGCAGGAGCAUUUGUGAGACAUACUUCAAGAAGUACCCAGCUCGAAUAGGGUUUAUGCGAGUUGAUGCGCUCUCCCUCUUGUUGUCUAUGGCAAAUGUUGGUGCAUAUUCAGAUGUGCUUGCCGUUGAUAUGGUUGGGGGUUUAGUUGUUGGAGCUGUAGCUGAACGCUUAGGAGGUACAGGAUAUGUUUGUAGCACGUAUCUUGGAUCAGCGCCCAGCUCCAUAGACAUAAUAAGAAUGUAUAAUUUGAACAGCGAGAUGACCAGCAGGAUUUUCCAGGCACCACUUAGCGACUUGUGCUCCUUGAGAAGUUCUGGCAAUGCUCCUGGUAGCGUUCAAGGUGAUGUGGUUGAACAUAGUUCAGUACCAGACGAGAGUCUUCAGUCAUCCCUGAAAAAACCAUCCGAUACAGAAGUAUCAGAUGGGAAUGCGCAAUCAACGACAGUGCAGCCAACUGUUGUAGAGGCCCCUGAGCCUGCAACAGAUGAGCACCUUAAUCAAGGUGACAUUCCAAUUGAUAUAGAUGCCCCUGAGCCUGCAAAGAAUGAGCACCUUAAUCAAGGUGACAUUCCAAUUGAUAUAGAGGCCCCUGAGCCUGCAACGGAUGAGCACCUUAAUCAAGGUGACAUUUCUAUGCCGGAGUGCAAAGGAAAUAAUGGCAAUCCAAUAGCUCCCAAAGCACUGAGAGCAGGAAAAGCACCCUCACCGGAGAGGAAGAAAUAUUGGGGAGAACAUGGCUUUAGCAGUUUGAUUGUUGCUGCUCCUGGGCACGAGGUGGAGAGUGUGGUUGCUGAUUUGCUUCCACUCUUGUCUUAUUCGGCCCCAUUUGCUAUCUAUCACCAGUAUCUUCAGCCUCUUGCGACUUGCAUGCAUAGUUUGCAAGUAUCAAAGAUGGCUAUUGGCUUACAGAUUACCGAACCCUGGCUUCGAGAGUAUCAGGUCCUUCCAUCGCGCACCCACCCACACAUGCAGAUGAAUGCGUUUGGUGGGUAUAUAUUGAGCGGCAUCCGGAUACACAAGCCAGACCCGCAGAACAUGGGAGUGCCAGAGAAGUCAUCUGGCAUGACGGAGAGCGUGCUUGUCACAGUGAUUUAUACUUGAUUCACGCAGUUGUAGUUCUAUUUUCCGUAUGGGUUGUGGUAAUACGGUUAUGUCGCGGCCUAGCUAGGUCUGAGGAAGAUUGCGUGUGCACUUGAAAACAGGCAUGCCAUCCCUAACCUGUGAGAAGGGCAUGUAACAUAUGCCGGCAUUGUAUACUUGUUGUAACCGUGGUCGAUUCACAUCCCAGUUUUGAUUAAUUCACUCUUUCUACAA